AGAUUUGGUACCUAAAUUUUAACCCUGGCAGACCAAGCUGACGAUUUAAAAAAGUGGCAGGAUUUGGCAGAUUUCAAAGAAAUCCUAAUUUUUUUUAAAUACGUUUGAAUGUAUGUAAUUCUAUUUACUUAGAAUACUUAUAAUUUUCUGUCUUAUUAUUUCCUUUAUUUUUUAUUAUGCAUUUAUUUGGUAGGAAAUCAUUUACUGAGGUGGCAACUUUUGUCCUAUGCCAGAUAACACGGGAAUCCCCGUUUAUUCUGUUUUUAUGUAGGUACGCCUUACGAUUAUGAACGGUAAUGAAUCAGUAAUAAGGUUUAUUUUCUUAAUGAUAUAACUGAUCGAGGUUCAAAACAAUGUUUGUUGUUUUGUCUACUGCCACGUUAUUCUCAUUUGGCGUUGUGGUGCAGUGUCAGUGCGUUGUGUAUUCCGUGCAUGAUGAAGAGAAAAUACGAGCGUUCGUACCGACCUGAAUGGGAGCAAGAUCCUUUGCUUUCGUCCUGGAUUUCCAGAGCAAAGGAGGAUCCUGAUGUUGCGUUUUGCAAAGCUUGCAAUUGUAAAUUAGUUACAAGAUUGUCUUCAUUAAAAGAACAUGUGUUAUCCCAAAAACAUAAGAAGCAUAUGAUUGGGUAUAGCGGCCAAUCAUCGGUGCAACAGUUUUUUAAGAAAUCUCCAAUAGAAGAGGAAGUGAAAAAAGCAGAACUUAAUAUCUGUGCUAUGUUAGUGGAACAUAAUUUACCGUUCCGAUUAAUGGAUCAUUUAAGUGAAAUUAUCUCAAAAUGUUUUCACGAUUCGGAAAUUGCCAAGUCCUUUUCCUGCAAGAGAACUAAAGCAGCAGCGGUAACGUAUAAUGUUUUAAAGCCAGAGCUAGAAGCAGAGAUGCUUGCCGAUUUAAAAUCAUGUGAAAACAUUAAAACUCGUACACCAAUGUUUUCCUUAGUUAUAGAUGAGACCACAGAUGUAACAACCACAUCAACGCUUGCAGUUGUUACCAAAUAUUAUUCCGAAAAAGAUCUUCAGGUAAAAACAAAAUUUUUAACUUUGGUGGACUUGCAAGGAGCAUCAGCCCAAGCUUUGUUCGAUUCACUUUCCAAGGCGUUAAUCAAUGCUAACCUUAACAUUAACGAUGCAAUUGGUUUCGGAGCUGACACUACUAACGUUAUGUUUGGCGAACAAGGUGGUAUUAUUGCCAAAAUAAGAUAUGAAAAUCCCCAUUGCAUAUUCAUUAAGUGUGUAUGUCAUUCUACUGUUUUGUGUGUAUCUCACGCCAGUAAAAACUCUUUACCAAGGGCUAUUAACCAAAUAGUGCAAGAGGUUUAUGGAUAUUUUGCACAUAGUAGUAAAAGGCAAAGGGAAUUUGCUAAAUUCCAAGACUUUAUUGGCACUGAAAAGCAUAAAAUAUUAAAACAUUACGAAAUUCGAUGGCUAUGUUUGCAUGCAUGUAUUAAAAGAAUUUUGGAGCAAUGGGAUGCCCUCAAACUUUUUUUUCAAUCGCAGUUUCUGGAAGACAAAAAUAUUUCAGCUGAAUUUUUAUAUAAUAUGUAA
Molecule: messenger RNA, 1542 nt
Organism: Pieris rapae (cabbage white)
Lineage: Eukaryota; Metazoa; Arthropoda; Insecta; Lepidoptera; Pieridae
Exons: 3
Coding region: 433-1542 (369 amino acids)
Source: RefSeq, a predicted model, not a curated record